Messenger RNA from Durusdinium trenchii, 1958 nucleotides. Lineage: Eukaryota; Dinophyceae; Suessiales; Symbiodiniaceae. The record is from the annotation of a GenBank genome assembly.
GUGCAACUGCCGAGCCAAUACCUUUGUUUGUACAGCUAGGAAAAUUGCGGCAAACUUUCACACGAGGCAAGUGACAAAGUGAUAAAAGCAGCGAAGAGACCUUGAUCACAAACCAAUAGCUGUCCAGUUGAGAGAAACACGCAUGAAUCGCAUGAAGCAACUCAUCAUUGGUAGGCAUUCUACACUGCAUAUGGAAUGAAAGCAGAGGGUCAAGGGAAUAACAAAUUCCAUGUCACCAUGCUUGAUCACCGGCCUUACAUUUGGACAUCAUGGUCCGAAGAGCGUUGGCAAGAUUGCAGAGCAGAAGGCUAGCACCGUGCAGCAUACUAGCUCACUUGCUUGGAAUCCUUGUCCUGAUGCAUGCAUGGAUGUCACACCGGUUGUCCAUGACAGGAUGUCGGCCAGCUAAACCAUGGGACUCGUUGCAGUCCUGGCUUGGGCAACAAGUAUUUCGGCAGAGCUGGCCACCGAGCGUGCUAGAGGUUGCACAAAAGACAAGAUCUUUGCCCGGGCUGUUGCAGAUGAAUGCGCCCCCCCAGCGUAUCAUUCAGCGACAUUGGACUGGACAGCAUUCACGGGAGAAGUUUAUGAAGCUCGCAGUUUAGUUUUUUCUCAGGGAAUAGGGCAGCUGGCUGGACAUUUGGAGGUUGAUCUUGCCCAGGCUCAACUCGAAAAACUCCUCAACUUAGUUGGGCAAAGCUUUGGACUGACCUCUCAGUGCCCGGCCGCCCUCGCAACUACAAGUUACAGCCUUGCAGAAGUCCUCGCAGUCAAUGCGAGUCCUCACACUACAAGAAAGCAAUUGGCCCUUCUACAGCUCGCCUUGGCAGCAUUCCCACAAAAGGCCCAUGGAGAGUGCACCCAAUGGCCGUUGCGUGGCCGUGAUAUAGUUGCAGGGUUCUCGCAGCUGGGCACUAUGCUGUUCCCUUUGCAUCCUGCAGAGGAACAGCGGAGCCACUCCAAGGUCGCCAUCGUUAGCGCUUGCGCUGGCCUUCAUGGUGAUGUUGUCCGCUUCACUGCACAAGAAAACUUCGGUAUCUACGCUCAUCGGCAUGGCUACGACCUCCAUUUUUUCGCAGAUGCUCGAGAGCUACUGAAUAGAUACCACACUCUCAACCUAAGCUCAUCCAAUGCACCGGCAUUUUGGCGGGCGUAUGCAAUGCAAGUGGUCCUUGACAUGCCCAUAGUCUAUGACUGGAUUAUGUGGAUUGAUUGCGAGGCUGUUGUAACGGACGUCAACCGCAAUGUGGAUGUCAUCCUCUCCAAUCAUGGUGUACCUCCAGACGGCCAGAUGCUUGUGACCGCCGACGGGUGGGGCACACAGCCUUGGAUCAUAUUGCUGAAGGGCGAGCCCAAGAAUUGGAGCCGAAACUUCCUACGAAAUUGGACGACUCUCCCAUCGAGCGAUUUCUUGCAUGGAGCCACCCGGUCUCCACCGGAGCUUCGCCAUCCAGAGCGCAUCGCUUUGCAACACGCCGUCCUUCCUCACUGGCACUUCUGGUUUGAAGACAUUCCAUUUUUAGAUUUUGGAGAGUCUUUUAGUUGGAAGUCCGAAAUCUACCUCUCCGUGAGCACUCUUGUUACUUUUGAGUCUGACCAGGGGCUUGAGCAUGCUGGUGGCCGCAAGUGGGAAAGUGGCGACUUUUCAUGGAUAAAUUUGCAGUGUCAUGGUCGCUUGGGGCGUGCUGCGGGAUGUGAGAAUCGCAGGCAACACUUCUUGAACAGUCUGGGACACUGACAUUAAACGUGUUGGGUCCUUACUUAUUUGUCAUUGCGUCGUUUAGGGAUGUUUAGGGUGUUUUGCGCGGGUCGCCAUGCAUUGCCCAGCAAGACAUUGGGACUCCGGGAGCUGAGAAGCCCUGGCUUUAGAGCAGAAAACUAGUCGCGCGGUCAGGCUUUUGAGGGAAUUGUAUGCUUUUGUUUUUGGCACCCUUUCUCCAUGCAAUUGCCGAAGUAGC